Messenger RNA from Anarrhichthys ocellatus (wolf-eel), 2547 nucleotides. Its product is annotated as beta-galactosidase-1-like protein 2. The transcript is spliced from 19 exons. Gene Ontology annotation, molecular function: beta-galactosidase activity. Gene Ontology annotation, biological process: carbohydrate metabolic process. Bases 46 to 1953 code for a protein of 635 amino acids. NCBI's taxonomy places the organism in Eukaryota, Metazoa, Chordata, Actinopteri, Perciformes, Anarhichadidae. The record is from RefSeq and is a predicted model, not a curated record.
CUCCACUGCUGCCUGAGUCAGAGGAGAAGAUCUGCUCAUGCACCGAUGGUUGUCUUGACCAUAAGAAAUGCUCACAAAAGGAAAUAUGCACUUAUCUGCCUGUGCAUUUUUGGCUUCAUCGUGUACAGAUAUUUCGGCUUGCCGGCGGGGGGACGGAGGAUGAGCAGGAAGAUGGGCCUGAGUGCCAACUCGUCCCAGUUCACCCUGGAGGGAGAGCCCUUCCGCGUCCUCGGGGGAUCCGUCCACUACUUCCGUGUGCCCAGGGCCUACUGGAGGGACCGCCUGAUGAAGAUGAAGGCCUGUGGCAUCAACACCCUCACAAUGUACGUGCCGUGGAGUCUGCACCAGCCAGAGAGAGCGGUUUUCAAGUUCCACUCACAGCUGGAUUUAGUAGCUUAUAUCAACCUUGCUGCUGAAUUGGGAUUGUGGGUGAUUUUGCGUCCAGGGCCCUACAUUUCCUCCGAGCUGGACCUGGGAGGACUGCCAAGCUGGCUCCUCCGUGAUGGCAGCAUGAGGCUGAGGACGACUCACCCAGGCUUUACUCAGGCCGUCAAUACUUUUUUUGACAAACUUAUACCAAAAGUGGUUCCACUGCAGUUCAAGAAAGGAGGUCCGAUCAUUGCAGUGCAGGUUGAAAACGAGUAUGGAUCCUUUGCAAAAGAUGAAAGCUACAUGCUUUUCAUUAAAGAGGCCUUACAGUCCAAAGGGAUCAGCGAGCUCCUGCUCACAUCAGAUUACCACAACACAUUAAAGUCUGGGGGUGUGGAUGGAGCCAUCAGAUCAGUGAAGCUGCAGAAGCUGAAUCAGAGGGACAUCCAGGAUCUGAACGCUAUCCAGCCCAACAGCCCCACCAUGGUGAUGGACUACUGUACUGGCUGGUAUGACGUGUGGGGCGACCUCCACCAUGUGCUUCCCCCAGAGGAUAUGGUGUCCACUGUGAGAGAGAUUCUGAGGCGGGGCAUGUCUGUCAACUUCUACAUGUUCCACGGAGGCUCCAGUUUUGGCUUCAUGAGCGGAGCACGCGCUGACCCUUCCUACAAAGCGCUGGUCCCCAGCUACGAUUAUGAUGCUCCCUUGUCUGAGGCAGGGGAGUACACUCCCAAGUACCACCUCCUCAGGGAUUUACUUUCUCGAUACAACAGAGAAGGCAGUUUCCCUGACAUGCCAACCCUGCAUUACAGGGAGUCUUAUGAACCUGCUAUCAUGUACCAGCACCUGUCAUUAUGGGAUGCUUUGAGCUUCACUGAGGGACCAUUUAAGUCACCCAAGCCAGUAAGCAUGGAGAAUCUACCUGUGAACAACGGGAACGGCCAGUCCUAUGGAUACACGCUGUAUGAGGCUACCAUCACCAGUGGAGGAUUACUGAAGUCUGGAGACAAUGUCCGAGACCGUGCUCUGGUAUUUGUAGACAGAAGCUUCAUUGGCCUUUUCAAGCGCCGAAGCCUGGAGCUGGCGGUUCCUGAUGGUAAGGGACAGCGUACUUUGAGUUUAUUGGUGGAAAACUGUGGACGAGUUCACCAGGGAAGGGACCUUGACAAACAACGUAAAGGCCUUGUGGGAGACAUUUUAUUAAACAAUACUCCCUUGCGUGAUUUUACAAUAUACAGCCUGGAUAUGAAACCAAGCUUUAUUGAUAGUCUUUAUCAGGCACCUUGGAAAUCUCUCCCCGACACUCCCAGCUUCCCUGGAUUUUUCAUGGGGAGGCUGUUUGCCUACGGGUAUCCGAGUGACACGUUUGUGAAGCUGCUUGGCUGGGAGAAAGGUGUUGUGUUUGUCAAUGGGCUGAAUCUGGGCCGCUACUGGUCAAUUGGGCCCCAGCAGGCUCUCUACCUCCCUGGUCCCUUUCUUAACAGUGGAAUAAACCAGGUCAUUGUGUUUGAAGAGCAGGAGGGUGACUACAAGGUCCACUUUGAGGAUACGCCUGAUCUUGGCAUGGCAGCCGACAUCCAAUGAUCGCCAUCUCUGUGUAUGGGCAUUGUUUUUUGUGUAAAAUGUAUCUUUUGACAAAGUGCUUAUUACAUCAGGUCAAACCAUCAAACUCAGGGAUAUUAAUAUUAUUUAUAUCAUGGCCCUUGUCUGAUAUGAUACCUUAAAAUCUACAUAUACACAGAUAAAUUAAAUCAGAGAAGGCAUGUUUGUAUGGGAGCAGUUUAUAGCUAUAUACAUACAGUACCUUGAGAUACAGUGACUCUUUACACAUAGAGAAACAUUUCCAAGUAUAUUCUCUUACCCGUGGAUUUCCACUUAAAGGGCAAUACGUUUUUAUUUGAUAUUUCUGUUAGAUUUGCUUUGCUUGUGUGAAUAUACUGCAGAGUGCAGUUAAUGACAUUUUCUGUGAAACAAAAAAAAUGGUUUAUGGGACAACCUGAGCUGAGGCAGGAGGGAUGUGAACAGCUUUCAAAUGAAACACAAGCAGCAUUGUAGCAACAUCAGACCCCAAUCUUUGAGUGAAAGUUUCGGAUGCCUGACACAUCGAUAACUGACCAAACUCCUAACAGCCACAGAGUCUGAGAACAUUAGCGUUUGUAAGCAGUGCCACUGCAAGUC